AUGGCGCUUUCCGCAAGAACCACGUUACGGAAUGUUGAUGUUUGGAAAAGCCAACUGCUUCAAUUACUUUGGCGUAUAAACGUACCCUUUUCUACUAAAUCUAAUUUCACAAAACCAAAGCGGAAGAGAAAAUUUAUAGAUUCUCUGCGUGUGUAUGUGAGAGGGGGAGCCGGAGGUCAGGGUCUACCCAGGUAUGGUGGAAUUGGCGGCGACGGGGGGAGUGUGUCGGUGAUAGCCAGGAAGGACAUCACUCUUAUUGACGUAGCCAAGCGCAAUGAGAAGAAAAGAUACAUCGCUGGCACAGGAGCAAACAGCAGAAAAUUUUGCCUGCUUGGAGAACAAGGAAAGAAUCUUGAGAUUCCAGUUCCUGUUGGGGUGGUUGUUAAAUCUGACAACAAUGAAAUUCUAGCUGAUCUGGAUGAACCCAAUCAGAAGGCUGUGAUUGCACAUGGAGGCAAGGGAGGCCACCCUGGAAACAACUUCUUAGGUUUAAAGGGAGAGAUUCGUAAUGUAAUGUUGGAUCUCAAGCUGAUUGCAGACAUUGGACUUGUUGGAUUUCCAAACGCUGGUAAAUCCACUUUUCUGGGAUCGGUAUCAAGAGCAAAGCCAAAAAUAGCUGACUAUCCAUUUACAACCAUUCAACCACAGAUAGGUGUUAUGGAAUACCCGGAUUUCAGAAGGAUCUCUGUUGCCGAUUUGCCUGGCCUGAUUGAAGGGGCACAUGUUAACUGUGGAAUGGGGCACCAAUUCCUCAAACAUGUGGAGAGAACCAAACUGUUGCUGUUUGUAGUGGACAUCAAUGGCUUCAAGCUUGGGAUUAACUAUACACACAGAACAGCCUUCGAGACCAUCUUGCUGCUCAACCAAGAACUUGAACUCUAUAGAGAAGAUCUCUUAAGUAAACCGGCCAUUUUAGCCUUGAACAAAUGUGAUGUUGAGGGAAGCGAAGAAAAACUGGAGGAAGUAGUCCGAUUGAUUAACAAUUUACCAGAAAGUCUUGAAACAGUUGAUGCAGACCUCCGACCAUCAAAACUUGUGCAGUUUGAUGGGACUUUCGUGAUGUCGGCAAAGUAUGGAACGUCGGUGGAUGGUCUCAAAGUGAGGAUGAGAGAACUUCUCGAUAUUUAUGCCGAUAUGAAUGACACAAAAGACAGAUCUGAAAAGAGCAUCGUGCAUUCAGAGCACAAGCUGGAAAUUCCAGGACAUUUACAGGAGCAAGCCAAAACAAGACUGGUUUAGCAGUUACAAAUAUCCUAAAUAUGACAGCAAGCCAAAACAAGACUGGUUUAGCAGUUAUAAAUAUCUUGAAUAUGACAGCAAGCCAAAACAAGACUUGUUUAGCAGUUACAAAUAUCCUGAAUAUGACAGCAAGCCAAAACAAGACUUGUUUAGCAGUUACAAAUAUCCUAAAUAGGACAGCAAGCCAAAACAAGACUGGUUUAGCAGUUAUAAAUAUCUUGAAUAUGACAGCAAGCCAAAACAAGACUUGUUUAGCAGUUACAAAUAUCCUGAAUAUGACAGCAAGCCAAAACAAGACUUGUUUAGCAGUUACAAAUAUCCUGAAUAUGACAGCAAGCCAAAACAAGACUUGUUUAGCAGUUACAAAUAUCCUGAAUAUGACAGCAAGCCAAAAUAUGACUCGUUUAGCAGUUACAACAAUCAUGAAAUGGGAACAUUUUGUUCAGUAUUGCGUUGCAAUUUGCUACAAAAGUUAUAGAGCUCGUUAAACAAUUUUAUACUAUGAAACAAUAGCUGCUAAUAAAUUUUCAAUUAACUAGAAAUAUCACUAAUCAAGAUUUUGACAACAAAACGUUCCCUGCUGAAUAUGACAGCAUCUUAAUCAAUGAUGACUUGUUUCACUGGAGCAGUUAAUCGGAUUGUUCUAUGGUUUUGACCCAUACAGCUGCUCUGGUGGGAAAAAAGGAGGACUGAAACUAGGGUCCCAUUAAACACUGGAAAAAAUAUAGCCAUUUCCUUGGCUGUUGAAGUAUUUGGAUCAGUUCAGUGGAAUGGUGGAUUAUAAUUUAAGUGAGAGACCAAUGAUUUGUGAUAUUUUAAAAACACAGAACGUUAAGAUUCCUGUGGUGUGAUAUUAUACUGGUAUUCACAUUAGGUUAACUAUAAAAGUUAAUGAUUUUGAAAUAUGUCAUCUAGCAAUAAAAACACAAAGCAAAA
This is a messenger RNA of Gigantopelta aegis, 2175 nucleotides long. Its product is annotated as GTP-binding protein 10-like. The transcript is spliced from 9 exons. The record is from RefSeq and is a predicted model, not a curated record. The coding region runs from base 1 to 1239 and encodes 412 amino acids. Gene Ontology annotation, cellular component: mitochondrion. Gene Ontology annotation, molecular function: GTP binding; GTPase activity. NCBI's taxonomy places the organism in Eukaryota, Metazoa, Mollusca, Gastropoda, Neomphalida, Peltospiridae.